Ilex paraguariensis (yerba mate) is the source of this 5598-nucleotide messenger RNA. NCBI's taxonomy places the organism in Eukaryota, Viridiplantae, Streptophyta, Magnoliopsida, Aquifoliales, Aquifoliaceae. The record is from the annotation of a GenBank genome assembly.
UUGUUGAAAGAACGCUCAGGUGGGAAAUCGAGGGCUUGUCUUCGCUAACACUCUCUCUUCGUUCCCCUUCUCUCUCUAUAUCCAGAUAUAUUUUGUCUGUAUUUGACUCGCUCUGCAAUUUUUGGCAUGGAUCUGUAAGUUGAUAGAUUCGUUUCUGAAUUUUCGGUUUCUGUCUUUAAUCUGAUGUGUUGAAUUCGAGCAAAAUCUUUGCAAUCUUUUUGGUAUGAUAAUUUAUGGUUGUGAAAUUGAGAUCCGAAAACCCUAGAUCUCGCUUGUUUUGUGCUUUAAUUACGUAAUUUAACGGUUUCUAGUCAAAUCAGUGGAUUUAAGGGGGUAUAUUGUAUUGGAUCUCGAGUUUUUGCGUCGUUGAAGCUCGAAUUUCAAGAGUAGGUUGAAAGUGGUGUAUCCUGGGUAAUUUAGGUUGAUUUCUGUGGUGAACUGCGUGGGAUCAGAGGGAUUUGUAAGUGUUAGGGUUUGCUAAAUGGCUUCGAAUCCUCCAUAUCUGCUGGAGGAUCAGACUGAUGAGGAUUUCUUUGACAAAUUGGUCAAUGAUGACGACGACGAUGAUUUCAAGGCCACCACGAUGGCAGUGCAAAAAAUUUCCGAUGGUAAUGAUUCGGAUGAGGUUAAAGCGUUUGCGAAUUUGAGUGUAAAUGAGGUUGGAAGUGGGUUUGAUGAUUCAGGGGGCGAUAGUGGGAUUGAAGCCAAAGGGGAAGGUGGAUUUGAAGCCAUUAAUGGAAAACAUAAAGGGGUGUCAGUGGAUGGGCAUGUAGAAGUGAGUAGUAGUCCAAUAGUAUCAUCAAAUUCAUUCGGGUUUACUGGUGUAACUGAAUCCAAUAAUGGGGAUGUAGAAUCGGAGAUCACUUCAGAUUCGAGGGCGAAUUCGUUUGGGUUUGAUAGUGUGAUUGAAUCCAAUAAUGUUAAUUUAGAAACAGAGGGCACAGCGGAUUCCAUGGUGAGUAAGAGUAGUGGAUCUGCAGAUUCAGGUGUUAAGGAAGUGCAAUGGAGUGCGUUUAAUGCUGAUGUGACGCAGAAUGAUGGUAGUGGGUUUGGUUCAUACUCGGAUUUUUUUAGUGGAUUGGGAGAUAGUGGCGUGGAUUCGAUUGGCAAUGUAGCGAACAAUUUGAAUAGUGAGCCGAAGAUUGUAUCAGGCAGUGAAGUACAUGAAUCUGCUUCUUUAGAGAAUUCAAAUAAUUAUGGGCAAUACCAAGGUGGUUACACCCAUGAAGCAGCCAUAGAACAGGCUUCAGAUGGACAGGUUUUGGAUAGCAAUCAGUAUUGGGAGAAUCUCUACCCUGGCUGGAAGUAUGAUCAGAAUACUGGGCAAUGGUAUCAGGUGGAUGGCUAUGAUGUGAAUGCAACACUACAAGGAGGGGCUGAAUCCAAUUCAGUUGCAGAUUGGAGUGUUUUUGAUGGGAAAUCAGAGGUUUCUUAUUUGCUGCAAAGUUCUCAGUCUGUUGUGGGGGCAGUUGCUGGGAGUGGCACCACUGAGAGAGUCACUAAUUGGAAUCAGGUUUCGCAUGCCAGUGACAACACCCAGUUGGUGACGGAUUGGAAUCAGGUUUCACAAGCGAGUGACACUGCAGGAACCGCAUCAAAUUGGAGUCAGCUUUCACAAGAGAAUAAUGGUUACCCGUCGCACAUGGUGUUUGAUCCUCAAUAUCCUGGUUGGUAUUAUGAUUCAAUUGCCCAAGAAUGGCGCAGCCUGGACACAUACACUUCAUCAACUCAAUCAACUGUCGACCUACUGAAUCAAAAUGGAUUUGCAUCAACUGGUACUUUUUCUCAUGGAAACCAUCAGAAAACUUUCAGUGAGUAUGGGCAUGUUGAUACCCAUGGGUCGGUGGGCUUUGGUAGCCAAGGCCAAGAUUACAAUUGGGAUGCGUCAUUUAGUAAUUACAAUCAGCAGGGGUCAACUAUGUGGCAACCUGAGACUAUUGCCAAGAACGAGGCUACUUCGAAAUUCAGUACAAAGCAACAAUUAGAGAAUAAUUAUGGCACCAAUUUUUCUGUAGGCAACCAUGUUACUCAACAGAAAUAUCAUGAUUAUGGGGGAGUAGUUCCAUCAUAUGAUAAAGGUAAUCAGGGGUACGAUGACUUUUCAACAUUUGGUGGAUCACGUGGUUUUGUUCCUGGUGGGCACCUCAGUCAUCAGAUUAAUCAGCCAAGUGUUGAGGAAAAAGAGCACACGCAUGUCUCUAAUGAUUACUAUGGCAAUCAGAAUUCCGUACAAUUUGCACAGCAACCAUUUCAGAGUGGUCAUCAGUUUUCUUAUGCUCCUGCUGUGGGAAGGUCAUCUGCAGGCCGCCCUUCACAUGCUUUGGUUACAUUUGGUUUUGGUGGAAAACUUAUUGUGAUGAAAGAUAAUAGUUCUCUUACAAACUCAUCCUAUGGUAGCCAGGACCUUGUAGGAGGCUCGAUAUCUGUUCUCAACCUGACGGAAGUUGUUGCUGAAAAGGUUGAUGCCUCAAUCAUGGGAGCAGGUGUCUGUGAUUACUUCCGCAUUCUCUGCCGGCAAUCAUUUCCUGGUCCACUGGCUGGUGGGAAUGUGGGUAAUAAAGAGUUGAACAAAUGGAUUGAUGAGAGGAUUGCAAACUGUGAAUCUCCUGAUGUGGAUUACAGACAAGGUGAAGUUUUGAAGCUGCUUCUUUCAUUGCUGAAAAUUGCUUGUCAGCAUUAUGGAAAACUUCGUUCUCCUUUUGGAACUGACACCACACUGAAGGAAAGUGAUUCUCCAGAAUCAGCAGUUGCUAGACUUUUUGCAUCUGCCAAGAGGAAUGGUGCAGAACUGAGGGAAUACGGUGCUCUUGCCCGCUGCUUGCAGAAAUUGCCUUCUGAAGGACAAAUGCGGGCUACUGCUGCUGAGGUUCAGAGUCUUCUAGUUUCUGGUAGAAAGAAAGAGGCUUUACAGUGUGCACAAGAAGGUCAGUUGUGGGGGCCCGCCCUUGUUCUUGGUGCACAACUUGGCGAUCAGUUCUAUGUUGAAACUGUCAAGCAAAUGGCACUUCACCAGCUAGUAUCAGGGUCUCCUUUGCGGACAUUGUGCCUAUUAAUUGCUGGUCAACCAGCUGAUGUAUUUUCUACAGACACUGCAGCUGAUAGUGGCAUUCCUGGUGUUGUAAAUAUGUCUCAACAGCCCGCACAGUUCGGUGCCAAUGGUAUGCUUGAUGACUGGGAAGAGAAUUUGGCCGUGAUAACUGCGAACAGGACAAAAGAUGAUGAGCUUGUGCUUAUUCAUCUUGGAGAUUGCUUGUGGAAAGAAAGAAGUGAUAUUAUUGCCGCGCACAUUUGCUAUUUAGUUGCAGAAGCAAAUUUCGAGCCAUAUUCAAACAGCGCAAGAAUGUGCCUUGUUGGUGCAGAUCACUGGAAAUUCCCACGAACGUAUGCUAGCCCAGAGGCUAUUCAGAGGACAGAGAUGUAUGAAUACUCAAAGGUGCUUGGCAACUCACAGUUUACCCUACAACCGUUUCAGCCAUAUAAGCUACUAUAUGCACACAUGUUGGCUGAAGUGGGAAGGAUAUCGGAUUCGUUGAAGUACUGUCAGGUGGUAUUGAAGUCUUUGAAAACUGGUCGAACCCCCGAGGUAGAAACGCUGAGACAAUUAGUGUCAUCUCUUGAAGAGAGAAUAAAAGCUCACCAACAGGGUGGAUUCUCCACGAACUUGGCUCCUGCAAAACUGGUCGGAAAAUUGCUCAACCUUUUUGAUAGUACUGCCCAUCGCGUUGUUGGAGGCUUGCCACCACCUGUGCCAUCAACAUCUGUUGGCAGUGUACAAGCUAAUGAUCACCAUCACCAAUCAAUGGGACCUAGAGUAUCGACUAGCCAAUCAACUAUGGCAAUGUCAUCAUUAAUACCCUCAACAUCUGUGGAGCCUAUAAGUGAAGUAUCAUCUGAGGGUAAUAGGCGGGCUAAGCAUAACAGAAGUGUUUCAGAACCAGACUUUGGAAGAAGUCCCAGACAGGUUGAUUCAUCAAAUGAAGCGAACUCUGCUAAUGCACAAGGCAAAACAUCAGUUUCAGGGGGGACAUCCCGCCUUGGUCGUUUCAGAUUUGGUUCCCAGAUCUUUCAGAAGACCAUGGGGUUAGUCUUAAAGCCACGUCAGGACCGGCAGGCAAAGUUGGGUGAAACGAAUAAAUUUUACUAUGAUGAGAAACUUAAGAGAUGGGUAGAAGAAGGCGCUGUACCCCCAGCUGAGGAAACAGCUCUUCCACCGCCACCAACUGCUGCAGCCUUCCAGAACGGAACCUCAGAUUACAACUUGAAGAGUGCAAUAAACAGUGAAGUGUCUCUUGGAAAUGGAAGCCCAGAAUUUAGAAGCCCAACACCUCAAGAACAUAGUUCUGGAAUCCCACCACUUCCACCCACCUCAAACCAAUUCUCAGCACGUGGACGGAUGGGUGUUCGGUCAAGGUAUGUUGACACCUUCAACCAAGGUGGUGGGAACUCAGCAAAUUUGUUCCAGUCACCCUCUGUUCCUUUCAAUAAACCCUCUACCGGUGCCAAUCCAAAGUUUUUCAUUCCCACACCAGCAUCCUCUGCCGAACAGGCAGUCGAUUCUACUGCAGAUAGCAAGCAAGAAACUGCAGUUAUCGAUGAAUCAGUUUCCUCCAUGAACAACUCAUUCCUGUGUCCUGCACCUUCCUCAUCGAUGGCUAUGCAAAGGUUUGCAAGCCUGGACGACAUCUCAAACAAGGGCAUCCGUAGUAAUGGCUCCCUUCCACCUGCAUCCCGGCGAACAGCAUCCUGGAGUGGAAGCUUUGGUGAUGCUUUUAGUCCUCCGAGUAGGGCUGAAUUAAAACCUCUAGGGGAGGUAUUGGGUAUGCCCCCAUCGUCUUUUAUGUCUAGUGGCCCUUCUUUAACACACUCAUCAGUGAAUGGUGGCAGUUUUGGGGAUGACCUUCAUGAAGUGGAACUUUGAGGUAAUGAGGAUGUAAAUAUCAAGUUUUGCUUCUCAUAAUUUCCCAUUGCUCGACCAGGUCCUGCUCUAAAUCUCCCAAUGCAAAGGGCAUUAAGCAGUGGAAUUGUGUUCAAAGGAGGUCACAAAAUGUUUUUUUUUUUUUUUUUUCUUUCAUUUUUUUUCAAGUUGUAUGUUGAAAAGUAAUUGGCUUACCUAGUUGUUUACUGUACCUUUCUUUAGAAAUAGGCUUUUAUAUUUCUUAACGUUGACACCAUCUGAUGCUUGGAGGAGCUGGUGUUCUUACAAUAUAGCAGACAAAGUGUUCAAGGGCAACACUGUACAGUUCAUUUGUUCAUUUAUUGAAGAAAGGAAGGUCCGACCGUCCUUCGAAGAAGUCAAAUAAAACACUUUGGAAGGACUUCUUGAUGGGAAAAUGACAGUGUAUUAAGUUGGAGAAUAAGAGGAUAUUUAUGUUUGUUCUUUCGGGGAGGUGCAACUAUAUGGCUACUGUUUUGAGUGGUUAUGUGCUUCAUUUUACUUUUUUGGAUUUCCAGAAGCCUUAUUAAAGUGAAAUGUGUUUGGGUAUUUUGCAGAAAGAGAUUGCUGAUGUAGUGAACCAGGUGGGAUUGGUUGGAGAGAGAAUUUUACUGUCUUAGUCGAAUAACUAGUUCUAUUCUGCCCUUAUUUUUGUUUGAAUAAUC